This is a messenger RNA of Penaeus indicus, 1390 nucleotides long. Its product is annotated as sulfotransferase 1B1-like. Gene Ontology annotation, biological process: sulfation. The coding region runs from base 1 to 1212 and encodes 403 amino acids. Gene Ontology annotation, molecular function: sulfotransferase activity. The record is from RefSeq and is a predicted model, not a curated record. Gene Ontology annotation, cellular component: cytoplasm. NCBI's taxonomy places the organism in Eukaryota, Metazoa, Arthropoda, Malacostraca, Decapoda, Penaeidae. The transcript has 6 exons.
AUGACAAUCGACUUAGCUCUGAGUUCAUCAAGGUCGCAACGUUCAGCGGUUGGCGCCAGUGUCCUAGUACGUGUCAGUUUCAAGCCAAGCCGUUCCUUCAGCGAAAUGAGCAGCCCUGGAAACCAUCAGCCGCUGCCCUUCUCCGUGGACCGAGUGCCAGAUAAAGAACUCUCUCGGUUACGCUCCUGGGGGUUCAGUGGCCAGACAGAGAUCGUGCGGACUAACCCGUCUCGUGUUAAUCUCCCACCUGCAAAAGAAAACAGCUCAGUGUAUCCGAGAGAGCUUAAUCGAAGAGGCAACGAUAAAACACGAAUAAUAACCACGUCUCUUUCUGUCCCCCUCAGAUACUCCCACUUGGCUCAUGCCUACUACAACUUCGAAUUCCGUAAGGACGACCUUGUGCUCGUGACGUACCCUAGGAGCGGGACCACGUGGACGUCGGAGAUCCUGUGGGCCAUGAGGAACCUCCGUCUCUUGGAACAGGGCGAGGAAAUCACCAGUGGCGACCGCACGACAUUCAUUGAUAUGGAUUUCCUGAUGCCUUCCCGUGCUGACGAUGACAAUCCUAAGGUAAAGGAAUUCCUCACACUUUUCCCCGAGGGCCGCGUGGAAGAUGGAGUCGUCCUACAAAUGGCAAAAUGUCAUAAAGGUCCUCGGAUCAUGAAGACGCACUUGCAGAUCGACCUUCUCAACCCCGACCUUCUCGAUACGUGCAAGACGGUGUACGUCGCCCGAAACCCCAAGGACGUGUGCGUGUCUCUUUUCCACCACGGGAAGAUCAGCAAGAUGGACCCCUUCGAAGGAGAGUUCCCCGACUUUGCUGAAGCCUUCAUGGCCGACCAGGUGCUGUACGGCCCUUACUGGGACCACGUUAAGCAGGCCUGGAAGCUGAAGGACCACGCCAACCUCCAUUUCAUGUUUUAUGAAGACAUGAAACGUGACAUCAUUGGCGAGCUUACGAAAUUGGCUCGUUUCCUGCAGCUGGACUUCACCGAUGAGCAGCUGAAGACCAUCUCUGACCACGCGAGCUUCGGGCGCAUGAAAUCCCGGCACGAGCAGAACGCCUCCGACCGCAACCACACCCCCGGCUUCUUCCGCAAGGGCCAGACCGGCGACUGGGACAACGCGGCUUCCGGCGAGCUCACGGCCGCCAUGGACCGGUGGAUCGCGGACCAUUCGCAGGACACUGAUAUUGUGUUCAGAUACAAGUGAUAUGUUUGUAUACACACACACGCACACAUAGGUCUAUAUCUAUGUGUGUGUGUGUGUGUGUGUGUGUGUGUGUGUGUGUGUGUGUGUGUGUGUGUGUGUGUGAGUGUGUGUGUGUGUGUGUGUUUGUGUGCAUAAAAAACAUUUUUGAAAUCUAUAGUUAUCAAUGUAAAAAUAUACA